GCACACCCAAAGACCCCGCCGCCUAACUCCACCCACCCCGUCCCGCUGUGCCCCUCCAAAAACUUCCUUGACUCAAUUCCAGUCCCGGUGUUUUGUUGUUUUUUUUUGUACAGUUUUCAACCCAAUUCCACAUAUACCCCCCCAUCCAUCACCAUGAAGCUGGACGAGCUCAAGCCUCUCGAGGCCCUCCUCACCGCGGACUUCCGCCAGAUCGAGCCCCGCCUGCAGGCUCUCGACAAGCACCUGAUCCUGCGCACCUACCUCGACGGCUACACCCUCGGCGACAUCGACACCAAGAUCUGGCUCGCCCUCCGUGGCAACCGCGCCGCCGUCUCCUUCAUCAAGCGCGGCUCGCUCGCCAACCUUGCCAGAUGGUUCAACUACAUUGAGGAGAACCACCCCGAGAUCCAGGCCGAGAUCAAGGCCAAGGAUGCUGCCGCCAAGGCCAAGGUCGCCGCCGCCUCCAAGGCCGGUGCCAGCUAUGCGCUCGCCCUCCAGAACGCCGACCAGGGCGUCGUCACCCGUUUCCUUCCCGAGCCCUCGGGCUACCUGCACAUCGGACACGCCAAGGCGGCCCUCCUCAGCGACUACUUUGCCCACCAGGCCUACAAGGGCCAGUUGCGCCUCCGUCUCGACGACACCAACCCUUCCAAGGAGAAGCAGGAGUACCAGGAUGCCAUCAUCGAGGAUCUCGCCCUCAUGGGCAUCAAGCCCGACACGGUCACCUACACGUCCGACUACUUCGACUACCUCUACGACAUGUGCGUGCGCAUGAUCAAGGAGGGCCACGCCUACGCCGAUGACACCGACCAGGACACCAUGCGCGACCAGCGCUGGAAGGGUAUUGCCUCUGCCCGCCGCGACCGCUCCGUCGAGGAGAACUUGCGCAUCUUCACCGAGGAGAUGAAGAACGGUACCGAGGAGGGUCUGAAGAACUGCAUUCGCGCCAAGCUGUCCGUCGACAACCCGAACAAGGCUCUCCGCGACCCCGUCAUCUACCGCUGCAACAUCGAGACCCCCCACCACCGUACCGGCACCAAGUGGAAGAUGUACCCCAUGUACGACUUCGCCUGCCCCGUCGUUGACAGCCACGAGGGCGUCACCCACGCUCUCCGCUCCACCGAGUACACCGACCGCAACCCCCAGUACCAGUGGUUCAUUGAUACCCUCAAGCUCCGCCAGGUCUACAUGUGGGAUUUCGCCCGCAUGAACUUCAUCCGCACCUUCCUCUCCAAGCGCAAGCUCGCCAAGCUCGUCGAUACCGGCAAGGUCUGGGGCUGGGACGACCCUCGCAUGCCCACCAUCCGUGGUGUGCGCAGGCGCGGUAUGACCAUCCCCGCUCUUCGCGACUUUAUCCUCAAGCAGGGCCCCUCCCGCAACGUCGUCACCAUGGAUUGGACCAACUUCUGGGCUAGCAACAAGAAGGAGAUCGACCCCAUUGCUCCCCGCCACACCGCCAUCACCAAGAAGGACGCCGUCAAGGUGGUCGUCAAGGGCGCCGAUGCCCCCGCCGAGCCCGUCAAGCAGGAGAAGCCCAAGCACCCCAAGAACAAGGAGGUCGGCACCAAGCAGGUCACUUUCGCCAACGAGCUCAUCAUGGACCAGGCCGAUGCCAAGUCGUUCAAGGACGGCGAGGAGAUUACCAUUAUGGGUUGGGGCAACGGCUUUGUCCGCAACAUUGACACCUCUGCCGAGGUCAUCCCCGCCUUUGAGAUCGAUCUCAACCUUGCCGGCGAUGUCAAGUCUACCGAGAAGAAGGUUACCUGGCUCGCGUCCAAGGGCCAGACGCUGGUCCCUGCCGAGCUCUGGGACUUUGACUACCUCAUCACCAAGGACGUUCUCCAGGAGGAGGACAACAUGGAGGACUUCCUCAACCCUGUCACCGAGACCAUGGAGGAGGCCUGGUGCGACGAGGCGGCGGCCUCCCUCAAGAAGGACGACAUCAUUCAGCUCGAGAGACGCGGUUACUACCGGGUUGACAAGGGUCUCAAUGACUGGAAGGAGGGCGAGGAGAAGAAGCUCGUGCUGUUUUGCAUUCCUACUGGCAAGACUGGUUCCAAGUAAGUGUGUUGCCACUGAAGCAUCAUGUAAGCGGGGAAAAGUUUGUUAAUAGAAGGAUUGUUGAUGAAUGAAUGUAAUGAAAACAUUUGAAUGGUCAUGUUGUACGACUCAAUUCGUUGUGACCUUUUGGGCCAGCUUGAUGAGCACCUGUUUUACAAAUGUCUUGAAAUGAGAGGGUUAGGGUUGAGUAUUUGCAAACCAAUCGGCUACACCCAAGUUGUCUCAACUCGGUGCAAUUGCUCACUUACCCGGCAUAAUUUACUUACUUACCCGGCACUUUCGCAAAACUGAAACUUGCGGGCGCCUUGACAACAGGGCAGCUCUACUCGAAGUUUGGACGAUACAAAACACAUUGUCAAAGAAGGAUUACAAAAUAACGCCGCAACUUGGCGGUCUCGUCGUGCACACACCAAACAUCAAACCGUGCCUCUUUUACGGGACGGGAGCUUCCGCGGCCUGCGCCCGUUUGCGACGUUGCACUUGCACUUGUGACUUGCGACUUGUGUCACCGCCCAUGAUGAUGCAGACGCCAGACCCGACAAAGCCACCAUCGACAAGACAGGUAAGUAGAUUCCAAAACUCAACCCAAUUUUCCGAUCCUGAAACCCCGUCGGGUCUUGUCAUCGAACAAUCUAGAAUCAAACCAAGAUUGCCGAUAGUCGAUCACAUCAAAUGGAUAAAUGGUGAUGUGAAGAAGCACUGGGCGGCGCAAGCGAAGCAAGCCAAGCGAACAUGUCAGAGACACGUAAAAAUGCUACGCAAAUGUAACGAAAUGCGACGGUUCGACAACCAGGCUUUGCAUAACGGGAUGGAAGACGAGAGAACCUCAAAUCAGC
This is a messenger RNA of Neurospora crassa OR74A, 2897 nucleotides long. Its product is annotated as glutamyl-tRNA synthetase. Gene Ontology annotation, cellular component: cytosol; cytoplasm; methionyl glutamyl tRNA synthetase complex. Gene Ontology annotation, molecular function: glutamate-tRNA ligase activity; ATP binding. The transcript has a single exon. The record is from RefSeq and is a predicted model, not a curated record. Lineage: Eukaryota; Fungi; Ascomycota; Sordariomycetes; Sordariales; Sordariaceae. Bases 154 to 2064 code for a protein of 636 amino acids. Gene Ontology annotation, biological process: translation; glutamyl-tRNA aminoacylation.